Acanthosepion pharaonis is the source of this 963-nucleotide messenger RNA. The record is from the annotation of a GenBank genome assembly. Lineage: Eukaryota; Metazoa; Mollusca; Cephalopoda; Sepiida; Sepiidae.
AUGCUUAAUGUUCUUGUCAAUCACAAUUCAAACAGCGUGAGUGCAAUAACAACCACUCGACUUGAAAAAUCUGUUUUCCUGAAAAACUGUGUUCCUGUUUCAUAUUCUUUCUUUCUAUCUAUCUAUCUAUCUAUCUAUCUAUCUAUCUAUCUAUCUCCUCAUAUCUUUUCUACCUUUCAUUACGUGUUCACAUCCUUAUUUUCCUUUCUUUUUUCUUUCUUUCUUUCUUUCUUUCUUUCUUUCUGUCAUAUUCUGUCUGUCUAUCUAUCUAUCUAUCUAUCUAUCUAUCUAUCUAUCUAUCUAUCUCCUCAUAUAUUUCCUUCUUUUCAUUCGGUCGUUACUGAGCUAUUUUCAUUUCUUUCUUCUUUUCUUCUUUCUUUCUUUCUUUCUUUCUUUCUUUCUUUCUUUCUUUCUUUCUUUCUUUCUUUCACGGUUUAUCUAUCUAUCUAUCUAUCUAUCUAUCUAUCUAUCUAUCUAUCUAUCAUGACCUGUUCAUUAUCUAUCUAUCUAUCUAUCUAUCUAUCUAUCUAUCUAUCUAUCUUUUUUCAUAUGUUUGCCAUUCUUUCUCUUUCUAUCUAUCUAUAUGCAUCUAAUCAUUCCGCAUUCUUUCCUUCAUUACUUUCUUUCUUUCUCCAUUCCGAUGUCUCCGUUUCUCGUUGCCUAGCGUUUGUGUUAAUGUUCUCGACCAGAUGGCGCGAUAAACGCGUUUCCAAAUACAAAAAUGAAUCGCUGUCCCAGCACACGUCACUCGUCGGCCAGAGACAAUCACUAACAUUUACUGAAAUGCUUUUUUUUCUCUCUAUUCCUUCUUGCUUCUUCUUAAUUUCUCUUUGCGUUACUUCUCUCUUUCUCUUUCUUCUUUUUUCAUUUCUCUUUUUUUCCCAGUUUCUUUUUUUAUUCCGUCUUUCUCUGGACUUUAUCUUUCUAUCAAGACUAAAAUACCUAGUAGGUGUGGUUCCGUGA